AUGUCAUUUGCUUCCAUCACCUGUGGAGGACUGACUCUGUGCCCUGUCCCCGCAGGUGAGCGGCCCUUCGCCUGCAGCUGGCAGGACUGCAGCAAGAAGUUCGCGCGCUCCGACGAGCUGGCUCGGCACUACCGCACGCACACGGGCGAGAAGAAGUUCAGCUGCCCCAUCUGCGAGAAGCGCUUCAUGCGCAGCGACCACCUGACCAAGCACGCGCGCCGCCACGCCAACUUCCACCCCGGCAUGCUGCAGCGGCGCGGCGGCGGCUCGCGGGCCGGCUCCCUCAGCGACUACAGCCGCUCGGACGCCAGCAGCCCCACCAUCAGCCCGGCCAGCUCUCCCUGAGUGCGCCCUGGCACAGCCCCUACGCCCUCCCCCGCAGAGAGAACGUUCUGAAAAGGCCCGAAAAAAACACUUUUCUUCACCUCAGGUGUCAAAGUAAAUUUGUAAAACAAAAACAAAAACGUCAAA
Molecule: messenger RNA, 471 nt
Organism: Galeopterus variegatus (Sunda flying lemur)
Lineage: Eukaryota; Metazoa; Chordata; Mammalia; Dermoptera; Cynocephalidae
Gene: KLF13
Product: Kruppel-like factor 13
Exons: 2
Coding region: 1-345 (114 amino acids)
Biological process (GO): regulation of transcription by RNA polymerase II
Molecular function (GO): DNA-binding transcription factor activity, RNA polymerase II-specific; RNA polymerase II cis-regulatory region sequence-specific DNA binding
Source: RefSeq, a predicted model, not a curated record